AUGGAAUCUUGUACUAUGUUGGGCUCUUGCAAUUGUUCUCAAUGCAUUGAUUGGAAUGCUCCAUUGUGUCAACUCUGUUUUUCUAACAGAUAUGAAAUAAAAUCUUUCCCAGAUUAUGAAACAUAUUGUGCUUCUUGUGUUCUACGAGAUAAGGAAACCAUUGUCUUUAUCAUCGGUGAUAAGAAAAAAAAUAUCGUGACAAGGAGAGGUAUAAUCAAAAACCAAACAAAUUCUCUCUUCGCAUUACUACUAAACGAUGGUAAUAUCAAACGAGAUGAUAACUAUGUCUUUGAGGUUCCGCUUAAUCCGAAGUUUCUGAAUAAAAUUGAACAUGCGCUUCAAGACCGUGAAGUGAUUACUGAAUAUGAAAACGAAGAUCUUAAAAAUGAGUUGUAUUUCUUUACCGGUGGAGUAAAUAUUGAACUACUUUUUGAAUCGGAAGAUUUAUGUUCGUGUAGCAACAAGAGAUACAAAAAGAAUUCAAAGUGCAAAGAGUAUUAUAAAAAUUUAUUGAAAGAACAUGCACCAAUAUGCAGAUUGUGUAGAGAGGGAAAG
Molecule: messenger RNA, 555 nt
Organism: Racocetra persica
Lineage: Eukaryota; Fungi; Glomeromycota; Glomeromycetes; Diversisporales; Gigasporaceae
Source: the annotation of a GenBank genome assembly